CUACCAUCAACUAAUUUUUUAAUUCCAAAAUUUGUCAAAGCUUUACCCAGUCAAGUCUUCUCUUCGUUACAUUCAGAUGGGAACCAAGAAUCCAUUGUCUUCUCUCUUUUCUUCUUGCUAUAAACCCCCAGAACUCAUCUUUGCUCCUGAUUAGCAUCUGGGUUUCUUUGAGUAUCUGUUUAUCAAGCUUGCAUUUCUGCAGAGAGGCCAUUUUCUGUGACUCUGCCCAUUAUUUAAGGUGAAUUGGGAGGAGGUUUCUGUUGUAGUCUCAUGGCUCAUUUAAGUUAUUCUGAGUCAAUGUCUGAGGGUUCAGAGCAUGGACAAGGUGUCCAAGUUGUGCCAUUUAAGACCUCUACUGGGUCUUUAAGGGUAUUGCUAUUACAUGGAAAUUUGGAUAUUUGGGUGAAGGAGGCCAAGAAUUUGCCCAACAUGGAUAUGUUUCAUAACAAGUUAGAUGCCUUGUUUGGGAAAUUGCCUUCAAAGCUUAGCAGUAAAGUUGAUGAGAAGAUCACUAGUGACCCUUAUGUCACAGUUUCGGUAUCUAAUGCUGUGAUUGCUAGAACAUAUGUGAUCGGCAACAGUGAGGAUCCGGUUUGGAUGCAGCAUUUUUAUGUCCCGGUAGCACAUUAUGCAUCGGAAGUUCAUUUUGUUGUGAAAGACAACGAUGUUGUUGGUUCUCAGAUUAUGGGCGCUGUGGGGAUCCCCGUGGAACAAUUAUAUUCUGGUGUCAAGGUCGAGGGCUCAUUCCCAAUUCUUAACUCGAAUGGGAAACCGUGUAAGGCUGGGGCUGUACUCACUUUAUCAAUUCAAUUCACUCCAAUGGAGAAGGUUCCCCUUUACUAUGGCGGUGUAGGAUUUGAUCCUGAGUAUCGUGGAGUUCCCGGUACUUAUUUCCCCCUUAGACGAGGAGGCAGGGUAACGCUGUAUCAAGAUGCUCAUGUACCUGAUGGUUGCCUCCCGAAUAUAUGGCUUGAAAAUGGCGUGCAGUAUCAUCACGGGCAGUGCUGGCAUGAUAUAUUCAGCGCAAUAAGUCAGGCUCGUAAGUUAAUCUACAUUACCGGAUGGUCUGUCUACCAUUUAGUUAAACUUGUUCGAGAUGGUAACGAUGCAAAAGAAAGCACUUUGGGGGACCUUCUCAAAACGAAGUCUCAAGAAGGCGUGAGGGUGCUGCUACUUGUAUGGGAUGAUCCCACUUCUAAUAGCAUUCUUGGGUAUAAAACUGAUGGAAUCAUGCAAACGAAUGAUGAGGAGACUCGUCGCUUUUUCAAGCAUUCUUCGGUGCAAGUGCUGCUUUGUCCACGCUCUGCUGGAAAGGGACACAGCUGGAUCAAAAAGAAGGAAACUGGAACAAUCUACACACACCAUCAGAAAACUGUUAUAGUUGAUGCAGAUGCGGGUAACUACAGGAGAAAGAUCAUAGCUUUUGUUGGAGGCCUUGAUUUAUGCAGGGGGCGAUACGAUACUCCAAAUCACCCUAUUUUCAGAACAUUACAAACUGUGCACAAAGAUGACUAUCAUAACCCAAAUUUCACGGGACCUACUACCGGUUGCCCAAGAGAACCUUGGCAUGAUUUGCACAGUCGGAUUGAGGGCCCUGCUGCAUAUGAUGUCCUAACAAACUUCGAGGAGCGUUGGUUAAAGGCUUCGAAACGCCAUGGAUUACAAAAGAUGAAAGCUUCACAUGAUGAUGCUUUACUCAAACUUGACAGAAUUCCUGAGAUUUUAGGAAUAGCAGAUGCCCCAUUCCUAGAGGAAGAUGAUCCCGAAAGUUGGCAUGUCCAGGUUUUCCGGUCCAUUGACUCUAAUUCUGUUAAAGGUUUUCCUAAAGAUCCAAAAGAAGCCACAGCCAAGAACCUAGUCUGUGGGAAGAAUGUUCUGAUCGACAUGAGUAUACACACUGCGUAUGUAAAGGCAAUUCGUUCUGCUCAACAUUUCAUUUACAUUGAGAACCAGUACUUCCUCGGGUCAUCAUUCAACUGGAACAACUACAAAGACUUAGGUGCAAACAAUUUAAUACCGAUGGAAAUUGCUCUCAAAAUCGCUAACAAAAUCAGAUGCAAUGAAAGAUUUGCAGCAUAUAUUGUUGUCCCAAUGUGGCCCGAGGGUGUUCCUACCAGCACACCAACUCAGAGGAUUCUCUUUUGGCAGUAUAACACGAUGCAGAUGAUGUACGACAUAAUAUACAAAGCUUUAGUAGAGGUCGGGCUGGAUAAGACAUAUGAACCCCAAGACUACUUGAACUUCUUUUGUCUUGGCACUAGAGAGGCGCCCGAUAAUGCAACCAAUUCAAGUGGCAAGAGUUCUUCAGCAAACACUCCUCAGGCACUAUCCCAGAAAAGCAGGCGAUUCAUGAUAUAUGUCCACUCGAAAGGGAUGAUUGUGGACGACGAGUUUGUGAUAAUGGGGUCUGCCAAUAUCAACCAACGUUCGUUGGAAGGCACCAGAGACACUGAAAUUGCAAUGGGUGCAUAUCAGCCUAACUAUACAUGGGCAAACAAACACACCGGACCACAUGGCCAGAUAUAUGGAUAUAGGAUGGCGCUUUGGGCCGAGCACCUUGCAACACCCGAUGCCUGUUUUGAGCAACCGGAGAGUGUGGAAUGCGUGAGACGGGUGAGGGGUCUUAGCGAGCGCAACUGGCAACAAUAUGCAGCUGAGGAAGUGAGCGAGAUGAAAGGCCACCUCCUGAAGUACCCUAUUGAAGUUGACAGAACAGGAAAGGUGAACUCUUUGCCUGGGUGUGUAAACUUCCCCGACAUGGGAGGGAAGAUCAUAGGGACAUUCGUUGGCGUCCAAGAAAAUCUCACCAUUUGAUCAAUUGCAUUGUCUGUUCUCCACAUUUGUUGUUGUUGUUACCUGCAUUACUACCCACAUCCGUCUUUUCCUUCAAUUUUUUUUUUUUUCUUUUUUGUUAAGUGUAAACAUUAGGUGAGGUGGCUUGAUUCUAAUAUAAUAGAUAGGCAUAAACUCGAAUACAUUUCUAAAGAGUUGAUUAUGAUUUCCAUUAUUUAGGUUUCAUUUUAAAAAUAUUGUAGAUC
Molecule: messenger RNA, 3038 nt
Organism: Ipomoea nil (Japanese morning glory)
Lineage: Eukaryota; Viridiplantae; Streptophyta; Magnoliopsida; Solanales; Convolvulaceae
Product: phospholipase D beta 1-like
Exons: 11
Coding region: 271-2814 (847 amino acids)
Biological process (GO): phospholipid catabolic process; phosphatidylcholine metabolic process
Cellular component (GO): plasma membrane
Molecular function (GO): calcium ion binding; D-type glycerophospholipase activity
Source: RefSeq, a predicted model, not a curated record